AUGGUGUUAAAAAAGCAAUCAAAAAAGUUAUUAAUUUUAUACUUACUUUACCGAAGGCACAAACUAGUAAUAAGACCUCACAGAAGAAAGUACUGGGUUCAUCCAAUAUUACAAAAUCGUGAAAAUUUGGGUGUUUACAAAACUUUAUAUAAUGAAUUAAGGUCGGACCCAAAAAAAUUCUUUAAUUUUUUUCGGAUGUCAAUUUCUACAUUUGAUGAAUUACAUGUUACUCUAAAAGAAGAAAUAUCUCGUAAAGAUACAAAAAUGAGGAAAUCUAUAGGAUCCGAAGAAAUGUUGGCCAUUGCUAUAAGAUAUCUUGCAAGUGGCUGUACAUUGACAGAAAUCCAUUUUACUUUUCGAAUUGGAAUUUCUACUGCAAGUAAAAUAAUACGAACUGUUUGUUGCAAAAUAUGGGACGUUUUAAAAAACAAAUAUAUACCUGCUCCGUCAAAAGAGAAUUGGAAAACAAUAGCAAAAGGGUUCGAAAAAACUGCCAACUUUCCACAUUGUUUAGGUGCCAUAGAUGGAAAGCAUAUAAGGCUUAUUAUGCCAGAAAAAAGUGGAUCGAUGUACUACAACUAUAAAAACUAUUUUUCUAUAGUGCUGCUUGCUGUAGCAGAUUCAAAUUAUAGAUUUACGUACAUAGACAUUGGAGCGUAUGGAAAAGAAUGUGAUUCUACAAUAUUUAAAGAAUCGUCACUGUGGAAAUUAAUGGAGAAAAACGAAUUACAUAUACCUGAUCCAGAACCGAUAAAUGAAUUACAAGAUCAAGAUUUUCCUUAUGUUUUUUUGGGUGAUGAAGCAUUUGCACUUACAACAAAUUUACUAAGACCUUUCGGUGGCUAUCACUUAACUACAACUAAAAAAGUUUUUAAUUACCGGCUAAGCCGAGCACGGCGAUACGUAGAGUGCGCCUUUGGUAUACUUAGUAAUAAAUGGCGUAUAUUGCAUCGGCCAUUGAAUGUUGCCACAGAUUUUGCUGUUGAUAUUGUCAAAGCUGCUUGUAUUCUACAUAAUAUAAUUCGCGAAAAAGACGGACUUCAUUACGAAGAACACGAAAUCAAUGAAUUACCUAUAAUGGGAUUUGAAGACGCGGUUCAUCAAUCAAACUAUGUACGAGGAGGACGACAUGCCAAUGAAAUUCGAAAUAAGUAUGCUGAAUACUUCGUAAGUGAUGCAGGAUCAGUGCCAUGGCAAAAUUCAAGUAUAUAA
This is a messenger RNA of Macrosiphum euphorbiae (potato aphid), 1212 nucleotides long. NCBI's taxonomy places the organism in Eukaryota, Metazoa, Arthropoda, Insecta, Hemiptera, Aphididae. The record is from the annotation of a GenBank genome assembly.